Messenger RNA from Penicillium manginii, 591 nucleotides. RefSeq lists its product as uncharacterized. The record is from RefSeq and is a predicted model, not a curated record. The transcript has 2 exons. The coding region runs from base 1 to 591 and encodes 196 amino acids. Lineage: Eukaryota; Fungi; Ascomycota; Eurotiomycetes; Eurotiales; Aspergillaceae.
AUGCCUAAGGGCAGGAAGCGUCACUGGAAUAAAUUUUCGGCCGCCCUCUCGGUCGACAACUCACUUACACGAACGCCGGGCGACGGUGAAUCACGCCAUCGAAAUAUGAAUCGAGGAAAGCGCACAAAAGAAGAACCCGAAUGGGAUGAAGAGGCCCCUUUCCGGACUGGUUUCACCGCUUAUGUCACGAAUGGUGGGUGGAACAUGAUGGAAUCGAUUCUCUCGAUCUUGAUAUUGGAGAAUUCGACGAGGACCUAUCUUCUUGAGUAUGACGACGAGGAGAAACCGGACCCUCAUUAUGGACAUGAAUUAAUUGUCAAGAAGGAUGAUGCUGGAUCACAAACUAGGGUUUUCUACGAACUUAAUGAAUUGCGUGAAGAUCGAAAAGAGCAAGCGGCAAAGGAAAUGGCCAUUGAAUGGCAAAGGUCAUAUGAAGAUAAGGUGCAUGCCGCAUUUAUGUCUUCUCUAAACGCGACGAAGCUAGAUAAUAUGGCUCUUUCAAUUCGUGGUCAGUAUACGCUCUAUUAUGCUGAUAAUGAAUGCAUGGUGUUUUCCACAAACGCCAUAUGUGAAAUUCUAUCCCUACCAUGA